GCUGCAGUUUCUACUUGUGCUGGCAUUGGCAGAGGUAGACAGACAGGCAGACAGUGUCUGCCAGUUAAUGAGGGAAACAUUCUGCCUGUUCCGUCGCUAGCUAGCUGUGCCGCUGUGGUGUGAGUGAUUGAGAGUUCGAGACUGGCUGAUUGACUCUGUCGGAACUAGCUUGGAGGACGGCGAUCGACGACUCUCUCCGGCCGCCGUGCUGCGACGUGUGUAGUAGGUAGAUAGAUGGGGCGCGCGCCGUGCUGCGACAAGGCGAGAGUGAAGCGGGGGCCGUGGUCGCCGGAGGAGGACGAGCAGCUGCGGAGCUACGUCCGGGCUAAUGGCGUCGGCGGCAACUGGAUCGCCCUGCCGCACAAAGCAGGGCUGAACCGGUGCGGCAAGAGCUGCCGCCUGCGGUGGCUCAACUACCUGAGGCCGGACAUCCGGCACGGCGGCUACACGGAGCAGGAGGACCGCGUCAUCUGCUCCCUGUACGCCUCCAUCGGCAGCCGCUGGUCCAUCAUCGCCUCCAAGCUCCCCGGCCGCACCGACAACGACGUCAAGAACUACUGGAACACCAAGCUCAAGAAGAAGGUCAUGCCCAUGCCCAUGCCCAUGCCUGGCCCUCACUACCACCACCACGCCGGCCUCGGGGCCUUCUCCGCGCCCGCGACGCCGUCAGGUCCUGCCGGGUCUUGGAGCCAAUGCGUGCCGUCCACCCUGCAGCCCGCCGCACUCUCGCCGGCGGCGUCCGGCUCCUCCUCCGUCGACACCACCUCAUCAGGCGGCGACAUGUGCUUCGCCCCCGCCGGCAUGUACCAGCCGCACCACCCCAUGCAGGGGUUCGUGCACGUAGACUCGUCGCCCCAGACCGUGCUCGCGCCCAUGCCACUAGACGUCCCCGCCGCCACCGGCAUCUGGGCGCCGUCCAUGCCUGCAGCGAGUGACGUCGGUGGCGUGGCGCUGGAGGACGCGUUCCUCGCCGAUCUCGGCGCCUACGGCGACCUGCUGCUCGGCGGGUUCGGCGGACAGCUGCUGCAGGACAACAAGGCCACCGCCGCCAUGGAGCUCCCCGGGGCGUGCUACUUCCCCAACAUGGCCGAGAUGUGGGCCGCCGACCACGCCCACGCCCACGCCAAGCCGCCGCAGGGCCUCUGCAACACGUUCACAUAGGAUUCACGACAUGAUUUGCUCCAUUGGAUUCGUCAGCACACACGUAAUUGAGACCUUGCUCCCCGAGUUGUGCAUGAGAGAUCAAUCACAUGUGAAUUACUAUGCUAUAGAAUAGAUAGAAAUAUGUACUUACUCAGUUUAGGUGUGGAUUACAUACAUGUACUUGUUGGAGUACUCAACUGAGGUGUGGAUUUAUAUAUCUGUGCUCAAUUUUACUUCAGAAAAUAAUGAAACCACAAUGAUACCAUGAGAUA
This is a messenger RNA of Triticum urartu, 1415 nucleotides long. RefSeq lists its product as uncharacterized. NCBI's taxonomy places the organism in Eukaryota, Viridiplantae, Streptophyta, Magnoliopsida, Poales, Poaceae. The record is from RefSeq and is a predicted model, not a curated record.